AUGGGGGGGUUCCGAGACGUUAUAAUUCGAGAGGGCGAGACAUUCUUGGUCCCUGGAAAAACGCCUCAUUCUCCGAGGCGAACCGCAGAUACCAUUGGUCUGGUCAUGGAAAGUGCACGUCCACCAACCAGCAUUGAUCGCAUGAGAUGGUAUUGUGAGAACAGCGAGGCACACCAAAAUGAACCAACAAUUAUUCGGGAGGUUUCAUUUCACUGCGAGAAUAUUGAAGCUCAGGUUAAAGCCAUAGUUGAUGAAUGGAUGAAUAACGAGGCAGGCCGGAAAUGUGGGAUUUGUGGAGAAAUUGCACCUUCUCACUGA
This is a messenger RNA of Penicillium manginii, 318 nucleotides long. RefSeq lists its product as uncharacterized. NCBI's taxonomy places the organism in Eukaryota, Fungi, Ascomycota, Eurotiomycetes, Eurotiales, Aspergillaceae. Gene Ontology annotation, biological process: 'de novo' NAD+ biosynthetic process from L-tryptophan; quinolinate metabolic process. The transcript has 2 exons. The coding region runs from base 1 to 318 and encodes 105 amino acids. The record is from RefSeq and is a predicted model, not a curated record. Gene Ontology annotation, cellular component: cytoplasm. Gene Ontology annotation, molecular function: 3-hydroxyanthranilate 3,4-dioxygenase activity; iron ion binding.